Molecule: messenger RNA, 648 nt
Organism: Aureobasidium pullulans EXF-150
Lineage: Eukaryota; Fungi; Ascomycota; Dothideomycetes; Dothideales; Saccotheciaceae
Exons: 1
Coding region: 129-506 (125 amino acids)
Molecular function (GO): catalytic activity
Source: RefSeq, a predicted model, not a curated record
CCUCUGUCCUAUUCCAUCCACCACGAAACACGAUGCGAUUCUCACAGUUGAUACUCUGUACAUUUUUCUUAGCCAACUCAGCGGCUAGCCGACAGCAUGCAGCUCAUCACUCUCUUCUCUUCAACCAAAUGCCUAUUCAAAGCUCAGAAGUACAAGAUUCAAGCUCAAACGACCUUCCACUUUCGACGAGGGAGCAUUGGAUGAGAAUAGCGAGUUCGGCAAACCAUGCAAUCUCACCUUGUCCAUUUGCACCCUUUGGCACAGCUAUCGUCAACCAUACAUUGUCUUUGUCAGAUCCUACUCAUCUUGGAGAACUGAUAUGUAUGGGUGUGAAUGACAAUGGUCACUCUGGCAACCCUACCUUGCAUGGAGAGAUGGUGAGGAUUGGGAAUUGUACUUCCAUUCUCACUGAUCCUGAAGGGUUGUACAAGCUCUCUGCAUCUGAGACAAAAGAAGCGUGGAGGAGCUUCUCUCUUUAUACUACCGCUGAGGUGGGUAUCCCGUAGUUGUGUCUAAUGGAGCCUCUACUGAUACGAGAACAGCCGUGCCCAAUGUGUGCUGGUGCAAUCGCCUGGGCGGGAAUGAAAGAGGUUGUGUACGGAACAAGCAUCGAAAAGUUGAUUGACUUGGGAUGGUCUCAGAUUGAGA